Girardinichthys multiradiatus is the source of this 2641-nucleotide messenger RNA. RefSeq names its product endochitinase 2-like. The record is from RefSeq and is a predicted model, not a curated record. Lineage: Eukaryota; Metazoa; Chordata; Actinopteri; Cyprinodontiformes; Goodeidae. The transcript is spliced from 13 exons. Bases 23 to 1369 code for a protein of 448 amino acids.
GUGAAAGUCAAAAUAGGAAGACAUGCUAGUGUGGUCUGUUCAGGACAUCCACUGCUUCAUCAUGGCUGUACAGCUGUUAUUCUUCAUUCUUUUCAAAUCUCUCUAUGAGACCAAAGCUGAAGCUCUUCCUCAGCCUAACUUAAUGGUGGAUCGACUUAUGAUCACAGAGACUGACUCAGUCACAUUAAACUGUUCGACUUCACCAGACGUUUCUGUGUCUCGGUGUGAUUUCUACAUUGCAAAUAAAAAGAUGUCUGCAGACUCCUCCUGUGUGGAAACAGUGACAGGAACCAAGCUGUUGAGCAUGGCAAAAAUAAGGUCACCAGCCGAGGUCAAAGUUAAAUGUUUCUACAGUGUAAAGGAUGGAGCUGUUGAUAUUACAUCAUCAGACAGUAUAUCAACAACCAUCACCAUAAACAAUCUGUCUCCACCUACACUGACAGCGAACCCACUGGUGAUCACAGAGUCGGACUCAGUCACUUUAAACUGUCAGCCUCCAUCAUCUGUUCCUGUGACUGAGUGUUUUUUCCACAUUGGGGGAGGAGAAACACCCCAAAGAUUUCCUUGUCUGAAGACAAUGAGAGGAACUGAAAUCCUGUCUUUAACAAAGCAAAGUUCACCUGCUAACUUUGAUGUAACAUGUUUUUACCUGAAAGUAUAUGAAUCUCCACAGAGUAACCUGCUCAACAUUAUGAUAGAACUUCCUCCAGCUGAACUGAGAGUGAAUCCACAGCAGAUCACAGAGUCAGACUCGGUCACAUUGAACUGUGGGACUCCAUCAUUUGAUUCUGUGGCUACCUGUUCUUUAUACUUCAUAAAAUCAAAGAUAGCCAGAAGCAUCUCCUGCGUGCAGAACAUGACAGGACGUGAGCUCCUGAUGAUGACACAUCAAACCUCGCCUGCUGAGGUUGAACUAACAUGUUAUUACACUGUGAAGAAUACAGGAGGACAGCAUCUGUCUCCAGACAGUCACAUAUCCUCAGUCACUGUUCACAAUGUUGAGAAAAUAGACUCAACCACAUCUCAGAGAGUAUCAACAUUCAGUGUGACUGCUGGUCAAACAUUUAGCACCACAGCAAUGAAAACAGACAGCUUAUCUUCCAUUUCCCCAGGAUCAGUUAAACCCACAGUAGGUGGUACAACAGUCCCCCAAACAAAUGCUGAGAACUUCUCCCAGACCAUCCCAGCUUUCCCUGCAACAACUGUGAUGAUGAUCUGGAGGUUCAUAGCAGUUGGAAUUACCUCUUUAUUCCUGCUCAGAUUGACUCUCUAUUUUUGUAAACACAGGACGGUUGAACAGGUGUGGAUGUCUAGUUUGAACAACAGAGAGAUGGCAGGUUGUGACGAACCUACACUGCUGCAACACUGAGUGACAACUGAACGCCACAGCCUCAGCCAACAAAACUACAGGAAGAUUGAGAGUAAAUUAAAUGAUUUGAAUGAGAGGUUUUCAAAGUGUGGGAGAGUGAUCCUUCCUCAGAGAAUAAAUAGACAGCUGUGCCCUUGAAAUAACAUUAUUGCUAUAAUUUCUGUUAAACAUUUUUCUUGUUGCUUUGCUUAAUAUUCUAAGUAUACUUAGUUUAGCAAUCUGUGCGCACGGAUUACUAAACUGUGCGCUCCGUUUUGCAAUCCGUGUGCAGAUUACUCAGUGACAUCUGUGGAGAGUUUGGACGCCUUAGUGUAAGAAAAAUAAAAUAUUACAAGCUGUGAAGUGUGCUGAUUAAAAAGGGGCAGUGCUUUAAGUUUAUAUAUGAUCCACUGAGCUAACUUCGCAGGCGUGGGCCAUAUGUCCAAAGUCGACGUGUGUUUCUUAGUAAUCUGUGCGCACAGAUCGCAAAAUUGAGAGCACAGUUUAGUAAAGCGUGAGCACGGAUUCCCACCGGCUUUGUUUUUUCCCACCCACUGACACUUGCCAGGCUCCGUAAGAAGUAAUUUGAUGAGAGAAUAAAAAAAAAAUUAAUUGCGUAUAAACCAACAUAGAGAAGGAGAAUGUGUGGAUUUCAGAUUUUCUAAAAAUGUAUUACAUCUUUAUUAUACCCAUUUAUUGUGAGCAUUACAUUUCUGAACCAUUUCUACUUGAACCAAAAAUGCUGUCAAGCGACUUCAGAUGGUUAUUAAUGGUCUCCUGGUGGUUGAAAGAUGAUCAUAUUCCUCUUAAAUCAAUUUUAGAAUCUGUCACCAGUUUAAGGCAAAAGUGUUUUAUAACAAAAUGUAAAUGUAUCAAGAUUUGGCUUUUUUGUUAUUUAAUUAUCAAGAAAGAAUUGUUCCUUGAAAGUUGUCAUUGUUGUGAAGUUGUGAAUAACAAAGUUUUAUAUUGGAGCAAAUUUGCUAUUUUUAAUAAAAAAAAAUUUUUUUGCAGAUGUUUUGUUAUGUAUUGAAAGCAGCAGCAAGCUAGUCAGCCUUAAUCCAUUCAAUCUAGCAGAAAGUCACUAAAACAUAAAGGUGAUGAAGCAUUUUGUCAUAAUUCUAUUUAGUGGUGGACCAAAGGGCAGACAAGCACAGAGAAAAGCAGAGAGGAGGUCGAAAACUCCUUUAAUUUAAAGUGAGUCCACUUACAUGCAGGCGAGGUUCUGGAUGACAGGAUCAUCCUGAUUACAAGGCAUCUUCAAAACAAAACUGAACAGGAUCCGCAGCAAGAACA